Molecule: messenger RNA, 617 nt
Organism: Candidula unifasciata
Lineage: Eukaryota; Metazoa; Mollusca; Gastropoda; Stylommatophora; Geomitridae
Source: the annotation of a GenBank genome assembly
AUUUAACACAAACUGUAUCCACAACAGAUUUAACACAAACUGUAUCCACAACAGAUUUAACACAAACUGUAUCCACAACAGAUUUAACACAAAUUGUAUCCACAACAGAUUUAUCACAAACUGUAUCCACAACAGAUUUAACACAAUCUAUAUCCACAACAGAUUUAACACAAACUGUAUCCACAACAAAUUUAACACAAACUGUAUCCACAACAGAUUUAACACAAACUGUAUCCACAACAGAUUUAACACAAACUGUAUCCACAACAGAUUUAACACAAACUGUAUCCACAACAGAUUUAACACAAACUGUAUCCACAACAGAUUUAACACAAACUGUAUCCACAACAGAUUUAACACAAACUGUAUCCACAACAGAUUUAACACAAAUUGUAUCCACAACAGAUUUAUCACAAACUGUAUCCACAACAGAUUUAACACAAUCUAUAUCCACAACAGAUUUAACACAAACUGUAUCCACAACAGAUUUAACACAAACUGUAUCCACAACAGAUUUAACACAAACUGUAUCCACAACAGAUUUAACACAAACUGUAUCCACAACAGAUUUAACAAAAACUGUAUCCACAACAGAUCUGAAUGUAAGUAAGCCAUGA